Molecule: messenger RNA, 2182 nt
Organism: Arachis stenosperma
Lineage: Eukaryota; Viridiplantae; Streptophyta; Magnoliopsida; Fabales; Fabaceae
Product: E3 ubiquitin-protein ligase RGLG4-like
Exons: 11
Coding region: 360-1694 (444 amino acids)
Source: RefSeq, a predicted model, not a curated record
AUAACACGCAAAGCCAGUUUCGGUAUUUAUUUUGUGUUCUUCAGCCUAUGUGUUGGGCAAGAAACUAAAGAAAAGUUUUCUAUUACCUUCAAAAAAAAUUCUCGCACAAGCUAACAAAGUAAGCUAGAAUCAGAUACUUUCCCCUACUUAGCUUAUUUCUUCGAUCAGAUCAGAAUAAAUUAGCCUUUUUCCAGUGGUUUCUAGGAAGUAACUAGCCGCUCCACACUCAAAAGUCUCAAAUAGACGCUCUACCUUCCUCUUUCUUUUGCCUUCAAUAUUCCUUUUGACUAUAAAUUCUCUCUCGCACACAAAAACAUGUAUUCAUCUCUUGUAACGCCUUUAUUAUAGCAGAAGAUGACAUGGGUAACCUCAUAGCCAGAAAAAGAAACAGUGGUACUCGAAUUUCAAGAAAUAAUACCAAAGAAAGUGGUGGAAGAAAUAAUAGUAAUUAUAAUUCUUCAGCCAUUGACAAUAGACCUUUAUCGUUAUCACAAUUAAGGCCACCGCGACAUUUAGUUCCACCACAGUAUCCUUCGCUGCAGCUGCCUCCGCUGCGACCGCAACGAGCACCAUCCAUGUCUAGGGCACAAAAUAAGUCAGGACAGGAGGGAUUAGCAGCCAUGGGAAAGAAGGAUGCAGCAAAGAAAUAUACUUUGAUUAAGGAUAAUUUCACUUCUCUUGAACAGGUUACAACUGCCUUAAGGAAAGAAGGUCUAGAAUCAUCAAAUCUCAUCCUUGGAAUUGAUUUCACAAAAAGCAAUGAAUGGACUGGCAGAAUGUCAUUCAACAAUAGAAGCCUGCAUGCCAUUGGAGAGACAUCAAACCCCUAUGAGAAGGCCAUCUCUAUUGUUGGCAAGACUUUGGCUCCCUUUGAUGAUGAUAACUUGAUUCCAUGUUUUGGCUUUGGUGAUGCAACAACCCAUGAUCAAGAAGUGUUUAGCUUUCACAGUGAUCAUACACCUUGUCAUGGUUUUGAGGAAGUUCUUGCGUGCUACCAAAAGAUAGUUCCAAACUUGAAACUUUCAGGACCAACUUCUUAUGCUCCUGUGAUCGAGGCUGCAAUAGACAUUGUUGAGAAAAAUCACGGCCAAUUUCAUGUGUUGGUUAUCAUUGCAGAUGGGCAGGUUACUAGGAGUGUCAACACUGAAGAUGGAGAACUGAGUCCUCAAGAACAGAAGACAAUCAAAGCUAUAGUUGAUGCAAGUGAAUACCCCCUUGCAAUUAUUCUGGUUGGGGUUGGUGAUGGUCCAUGGGAAGACAUGCAGAAGUUUGAUGACAAGAUACCGGCGCGUGGUUUCGACAAUUUUCAGUUUGUUAACUUCACUGCCAUAAUGUCUAAAAAUAUUGGCCCCUCUGAGAAAGAAGCAGCUUUUGCUCUAGCUGCUCUCAUGGAGAUCCCUUUCCAAUACAAAGCAACCCUUGAAUUUGGAAUACUUGGACGUGUAACAGGAAGAGCGAAGAAAAUAGUUGCAAAGCCUCCUCCAGUUCCUUAUUCCCGGCAUGUAAUGAGCAAUGCACAAGCAUCACCAGCAGAUGAUCGAAACCAAACGGCCUGCCCUGUAUGUCUCACCAAUGCAAAGGAACUGGCUUUUGGAUGUGGCCACAUGACUUGCAGAGAUUGUGCAUCAAGGUUAAGUAAUUGUCCCAUAUGCCGUGAGAGGAUCACUAGUCGUCUCAGGGUAUUCACUGGCUGAUUAGUAGAAUGAUGAUGGUGUGGCUUAUUAGAUUCGUAGGAAAUGUACUUAUUUGUUGUAACAUGAUAGCUUGUUAUCUCUUCAAGGAUGGUUUCAGUGUGCUGAAAUGUGGAUGUGUUUGUGCAAAAUUCUAAUUUGUUCAUGUUUUUGCUGCCUCAGUAGUAGUUCAUUUCAAUUGGAAUCCUCACCCAUUCCUUAUAUUAUCAAUCUAAUUGUUAAAUUGAGAUGUUUAAUGGCAUAUGGUCACGGUUCUGGCAUAUGGAUGUUUAAUGGAACGUUGCUUAGUCUAGUUUGGUCAUGUGUAACUACUCAACUUUUAACAUGUCAUGACAAAUGCUAAUCUAAUCGUUGAAUAUUACUUAUUGGUCAAUCUAUGAUAUUUUAUACUCUUGAAUUUAGUUAUAUAUUAUUGAGCCUGUCGCACUCGUCGUUAGCGAGUUUAUGUAAUAUUAUGCGUUUGCGUGAGUAAAAUAGAUAUAUACACAGUA